Molecule: messenger RNA, 921 nt
Organism: Chanos chanos (milkfish)
Lineage: Eukaryota; Metazoa; Chordata; Actinopteri; Gonorynchiformes; Chanidae
Gene: bri3
Product: brain protein I3
Exons: 3
Coding region: 370-783 (137 amino acids)
Source: RefSeq, a predicted model, not a curated record
AGAAAGCAGGAAAACGGGUUCGGAGUUUUUCAAGGAGUUUCUGACGAUAACUUGAACUAUAUUUUUCUAUCACGAGGAGAUUUAAUUCGGGGUAGUUAUGGCGACAUUGUAGCAUUUCAACGUCUUCACAAUCAUUCCUUCACCUCUUCUUAAAUUUGACUGGCGCAGAGUGUACUGUGGCGGACAAAGUUGGCGCAUGGAGAGUGGUGAACUUUCAUAUAUCUUCGUCGUGUUCUCUUUGUUUUGUCACCCGUCUUUACUAUUGAAAGUUUUAUGACUUAAGACGCAGUUUAACUAAAGCGGAAAAUAGUCAGUCGUUGGUUGAAUCCGCUGGUAUAAGAGAAUUAAUUCGAGGACGCCGAUUCCGUCAUGGAUACCAAACCUCUCCUUCAAGACAGACCCCCAGCCUAUAACACCGUACCGGGGGCGCAUGCCUAUGGUCCGCAGCAAAAUUACGGAGCCAUCCCACAGCCAGACGUUCCAGGCUUCCAACAUCCGCCACCACCGUAUCCGUACCCUGAUGCACAAGCGGCAUAUCCAGCUGUCCCCUCAAACCAGGCCAUCCCUGUCUCGCAGCAGCCAAAUUUCAGCGGCACAUACACCAUCAUACAGCCCUCUGUGGUAGUUGUGGGGGGCUGCCCAGCAUGCAGGGUGGGUGUUCUGGAGGAUGACUUCACCUGCUUGGGGAUCAUGUGUGCCAUAUUCUUCUUCCCGCUGGGCAUCCUGUUCUGCCUGGCACUGCGCCAGAGGAGGUGUCCCAACUGCGGUGCCACCUUUGGCUAGACGGACCAAACCGCGUUUCACUCACGGCCCAAAAACAUGGCUCUUUACACCCACCUUCAAAUGCCAUGCAUUCAUUAUGCACCAUGAUAAUCGAGAAAUUACUAUAGUGAACAGCCAUACUUUUCUUUUUCUUCUUUU